Thlaspi arvense is the source of this 2748-nucleotide messenger RNA. The record is from the annotation of a GenBank genome assembly. Lineage: Eukaryota; Viridiplantae; Streptophyta; Magnoliopsida; Brassicales; Brassicaceae.
AGAAAAAGGAGGUGAAGAAAAGUGGGUUUAACAAUUAUUUGCUGCAAAGUUAGAAGAGGCUCAGCUUUAUUAACUUCUCUUUGCUUUCAUUCUCUCUAUCUAUCAUCAUCAUCCUCGUAAUCCUCAUCUCUCCUUUCUAACACCUAGUUGCAGUAAAAAAAGGCUGCUUCUUUCUUUCUUUCUUUCAUCAAUGGUUUUAUGAGGAAACUGUGAGCUAGAGAGAGAGAGAGAGAGAGAGAGUGUAGGAUAAAAGUGUGUUGGAUUGAAAUCAAGAUUGGUGAAAUCGAGAGAUGGAGCAAGGAGGAGGAGGAGGAGGUGGUGGUGGUAAUGAAGUGGUGGAGGAAGCUUCACCGAUCAGCUCAAGACCUCCGGCGAAUUUGGAAGAGCUUAUGAGAUUCUCCGCCGCCGCUGAUGACGGUGGAGGAUUGGGAGGAGGAGGAGGAGGAAGCUCGUCUUCUUCAUCGGGAAAUAGAUGGCCUAGAGAAGAAACACUUGCUCUUCUCAGGAUCCGAUCUGAUAUGGAUUCUACUUUCCGUGACGCUACUCUUAAAGCUCCUCUGUGGGAACACGUUUCCAGGAAGCUAAUGGAGCUUGGUUACAAACGCAGUGCUAAGAAAUGCAAAGAGAAAUUCGAAAACGUUCAGAAAUACUACAAACGCACUAAAGAAACGCGCGGUGGUCGUCACGACGGUAAAGCUUACAAGUUCUUCUCUCAGCUCGAAGCUCUCAACACAACUCCUCCUCCUCCUCCUCCUCUUCUUCCUCCUCCUCCUUCUUCCCUCGACGUCACUCCUCUCUCCGUCGCCAAUCCCAUCCAACAACCUCCAUCUUCUUCUCCUCAAUUCCCAAUCUUCCCUCUACCGCAAACGCAACCGUCUCAACCGCAGAUGACACACACAGUCUCCUUUGCCACUAAUCCAGUUCCUCCUCCUCUUCUUCCAACGGGUCCCACUUUUCCCGGUGUUACCUUCUCAUCUCACAGCUCAUCAACGGCUUCGGGAAUGGGGUCAGACGAUGACGAUGACGACGAUAUGGACGUGGAUCAUGCGGGUCCCAGCAGCCGCAAACGCAAACGCGGUGGUGGAAGCGGUAAGAUGAUGGAGUUAUUCGAAGGUUUGGUUAGACAAGUGAUGCAGAAGCAAGCGGCUAUGCAACGGAGCUUUCUUGAAGCGCUUGAGAAGAGAGAACAAGAACGUCUCGAUAGAGAAGAAUCUUGGAAACGCCAAGAGAUGUCUCGUUUAGCACGAGAACACGAGAUCAUGUCUCAAGAACGUGCAGCUUCUGCGUCUCGUGACGCAGCGAUCAUCUCAUUGAUCCAGAAAAUCACUGGCCAUACAAUUCAACUACCUCCUUCUUUAUCAUCACAACCGCCUCCACCGCAUCAACCGCCACCACCAGCCGCUAAACGUCCUUCAUCACAAGCUGUAGAACAACCUCAGUUACAACCAAUAAUGGCGAUUCCACAACAACAGGUUCUUCCUCCUCCUCCUUCUCAUCCUCAUCAUCAUCCUCAUCAUCAACAACAAGAUCAGAAACAACAACAAGAGAUGGUUAUGAGCUCGGAACAAUCAUCAUUACCAUCGUCAUCGCGAUGGCCAAAGGCGGAGAUUCUUGCGCUUAUAAACCUAAGAAGCGGUAUGGAACCAAGGUACCAAGAUAAUGUACCUAAAGGACUUUUGUGGGAAGAGAUCUCAGCUUCAAUGAAGAGAAUGGGAUACAACAGAAACGCAAAAAGAUGCAAAGAGAAAUGGGAAAACAUAAACAAAUACUACAAGAAAGUUAAAGAAAGCAACAAGAAACGUCCUCAAGAUGCUAAGACAUGUCCUUACUUUCACCGUCUUGAUCUUCUUUACCGCAACAAAGUACUCGGAAGUGGUGGUGGUGGUUCUAGCACUUCUGGUCUACCUCUACCACAAGACCAAACACCAACAUUGCAAAAGCAGAGUCCGGUCUCUGCGACGAAGCCGCCGCAAGGAGUUGUUAACGUUCAACAACCUCAUGGGUCGGUUUCAAGUGAGGAAGAAGAACCUCUAGAAGAAAGUCCACAAGGAGCAGAAAAGCCAGAAGACCUUGUGAUGAGAGAGCUGAUGCAACACCAACACCAACAACAACAACAAGAGUCAAUGAUAGGUGAGUAUGAAAAGAUUGAAGAGUCUCACAAUUAUAAUAACAUGGAGGAAGAAGAAGAGGAUCUUGAUGAAGAAGAGCUAGACGAUGAUGAGAAGUCUGCGGCUUAUGAGAUUGCAUUUCAGAGCCCUGCGAACAGAGGAGGCAAUGGUCACACCGAGCCACCGUUCUUGACAAUGGUUCAGUAAAUCAGAACCGCUGUUUCAAGAACAUGUACUUAUGUGUGCAUAGUUUCUAAACAAACACCAAAAAAAAAAAAAAAAAAAAACUCAAAACACAAACACACACAUCUGACACCAAAAACUGAAAAUCAAGAUUCUCAUCAAUCUUGAUAUAAUUCAGUGAAAUACAAUUCUUUUUUUUUCACAUUCUUUCCUUUUGUUCCUUUCCUUUUCUCACUGUCUCUUGUUUGUUUCUCUCUGUUCAUUGUUUUCUUCUUCAACACCAUUGUUCAUCACACACAUUCCUACACCCUCAUGAACAAAAAACUCUAGCUAAAGGUCUUUUAGAUUAUUUGGAGUUGUAAUUCAUCAGCAAAGAGUCACACUUUGUUUCUUUUUGUUCUUAAAACAUUUGUUGAUUGGUUAAUUGGGGAAUAAAGAGUCUUUCUUUUCUGUCUUC